Drosophila hydei is the source of this 912-nucleotide messenger RNA. RefSeq names its product SH3 domain-containing protein C23A1.17. The record is from RefSeq and is a predicted model, not a curated record. The transcript is spliced from 2 exons. NCBI's taxonomy places the organism in Eukaryota, Metazoa, Arthropoda, Insecta, Diptera, Drosophilidae. Bases 32 to 814 code for a protein of 260 amino acids.
GCACUAAGCAUUCGGUAAGAGAUCAACUAACAUGAAUUUUAAGCUGUUGCUUAUUGCCCAGCUAUUGGCGGUCACCUGUGUACAGAUUUGGGCUUACGAUGACAAGGAAGCACUGGACGAUGUGCAUCAGCUGGCAACGACAACUGUGCCCGAGCCUGCGGUUGAGGAAGAAGCAACCGCACUUCCUGCCGAGGGGCUGCAGGGGCUGGGUGAUGGCGUGGCACUGAUCAACAAAGCAACUGCCUUGCCGGAAACAACGAAUCCUAGUGUUGAAACCACUGUCCCCACCACAACAGCAACGACUACCACUGAGGCGCAAAAGGAAACCGAUUUGUCUCCUUUUCCUACUUAUCAGCUACCAUCUUAUCCCCAGCCACAUCCAUAUGGAUAUGGAUUUCCUUUUCCCCACCCAAAUAUUGGCCGUGAGCUAAAGCCUAUCUCCGAGAGGUCCACUGAGACACCAUCCACCGAAGCUAGUUAUGCGGGCUAUCCAGGCUAUCCUUAUCCAAGUUUUCCUAUUCUACGCCCUCCCUUCUCUCCAUAUGGCUCACCUCCUUACCCAUAUCCGCUCGGACGUUCGCCUUAUAUUCCAGGCUUUGCACCUGGUCUUGGCGACGGAGCCAAACCUGAGAAAGGCAAACCAGUUGCUCCUGACGCUUCUGACAAGGGAAAGGAAAACGCCAACGAGGAAGCGCCCAAGCCGCCCGUAGAGCCUCCCAGCUUUGGCUAUCCCCCAGUCUAUUUGAUUCCACGGCGCUUUCCAUAUGCGAGAAACAUCGGAGGCUACGGCGCGCCCUACGGCUACGGACGCUAGUCUAAGCUAUUGAUUAAGUGUUUAUUAAGGCGAUAGCCCGAUUACAAGUUGAAUCGUGUGCAAUAAAUAUAAAUGCAGCAAUUUAUUAUAGUUAUCUC